Messenger RNA from Lontra canadensis (Northern American river otter), 384 nucleotides. RefSeq names its product cytochrome P450 4A12A-like. The annotation marks the transcript as partial. The transcript is spliced from 3 exons. Lineage: Eukaryota; Metazoa; Chordata; Mammalia; Carnivora; Mustelidae. The record is from RefSeq and is a predicted model, not a curated record. Gene Ontology annotation, molecular function: oxidoreductase activity, acting on paired donors, with incorporation or reduction of molecular oxygen; heme binding; iron ion binding.
AUGGCUGCCAAACUGUGUGUGGAUGCACCUGGGCUCCACAGGCAUGUGUAUCAAUCUUCUUUCUUCUGCCCCACAGGAUUCUUAGUCUUGCUCUCCUUUUAUGCCCUUCACCACAACCCAAAGGUGUGGCCAAACCCAGAGGUGUUUGACCCUUCCCGGUUUGCACCAGAUUCUUCUCGACACAGCCAUGCUUUCCUGCCCUUCUCAGGAGGAUCAAGGAACUGCAUCGGGAAGCAGUUUGCCAUGAACGAGAUGAAGGUGGCAGUGGCCCUGACCCUGCUCCACUUUGAGCUGGCACCAGAUCCUUUCAGGCUCCCUGUUCCCACUCCAAAAAUUGUGCUGAUGUCCAAGAAUGGGAUCCACCUGCAUCUCAGGAAGCUCCUC